This is a messenger RNA of Pieris napi, 1710 nucleotides long. Its product is annotated as caltractin-like. The transcript is spliced from 3 exons. The coding region runs from base 166 to 705 and encodes 179 amino acids. Gene Ontology annotation, cellular component: central plaque of spindle pole body. Gene Ontology annotation, molecular function: calcium ion binding; enzyme regulator activity. The record is from RefSeq and is a predicted model, not a curated record. NCBI's taxonomy places the organism in Eukaryota, Metazoa, Arthropoda, Insecta, Lepidoptera, Pieridae. Gene Ontology annotation, biological process: spindle pole body organization.
CAUAAUUAGUAAUCUGUGGGCAAAUUUCAGUGCGAUUUUUAAAAACAAUUAAAACUUGGUGAUAAUAAUUUCAAUAAACUUAUAUCUGAAAAUUAUAUUUUUAGGAUUUACGUGUAAUUGAUAAUUAGUUAACAACCCAGAGAAGAAUAUUGGUUAGGGUUUAACAUGGCAACUGUGGUAGCUAAUCCACCGAAAAAGACUAGCAAUUCUAACAACCAAGCACCAACUGGCGUUCGUAAAAAGUCUGGACCAAAAUUUGAACUUUCUGAAGAACAGAAGAGGGAUAUUAAAGAAGCUUUUGAUUUAUUUGAUACAGAAAAUACUGGUAAAAUAGACACUAAAGAAUUAAAAGUAGCUAUACGCGCUCUAGGAUUCGAGCCAAAGAAAGAGGAAAUAAAAAAAAUGAUUGCAGAAAUAGAUAAAGGUGAUGGGAAAGUCUCGUUUGAUGAUUUUUUAGAUUUAAUGACGGUUAAAAUGGCUGAAAAAGAUACAAAGGAGGAAAUAAUGAAAGCAUUCAAACUUUUUGAUGAUGAUGAAACAGGAAAAAUAUCUUUUAAAAACCUAAAAAGAGUUGCAAAAGAAUUAGGUGAAAAUUUAACUGAUGAAGAACUUCAUGAAAUGAUAGAUGAGGCAGAUCGGGAUGGCGAUGGUGAAAUAAAUCAAGAAGAGUUUUUACGCAUUAUGAAGAAAACUAGUCUAUAUUAGGUUUAGUAUUUUCAUGAAAGAGCACAAAAGCUUUUAGUUUUUAUGUGGCUGGCACUAUGUAUACUGUAACAAUUACUUUAGUUAAAAUGUGCAGUUUUUCUUUUUGUGAUUGUUUCAAAGAAGUAUACUGUUUUGAUAUAGUAUUAAGAGCCAUAAAUUGAAAAAAUAUGAGGUCAAUAUUCAGAAUGGAACUUGAGCUCAACAAAAAAAACUAUGAAGGUAGCUCUAAAAAUAUAAAGUCAAGCAAUUUACUAAAUAUUUUCUUCAUUAUAUUUCUCUAAAUGAGUAUAUUACGUCUCAAUCAAUGUUGUCAACCUCAAUUUAAGACUGCUGUUAAUUCUGUUGUACAAUUGAUAUUUUUAAGACAGUAUAUGUGGAUACUUCUAAUCAUUUGAUGUUCUGUUAUUACUUAUAGAAAAAUUACUUAAAUCAGACUUAAUGUUUUGGCUUAUGCAAGUACUACAAAUUUAAAAAGAAUCUUUAAUAGUUAUAAACAUUUGUUUAAAAACAAUAAUGUGCUUGACAGUUUUUGAAAAUUAUGUAAUAAAAUAUCCAUUAAACAACUGACUAGAAGUAGACUUUUUACACUACUUUUUAGUGUAAUCAGACUCCCAAAAAACAGUCAUGGUCUUAUUGAUAAACCUAUCUUGUACUUAAAUAUAUUAGUGAUUUAUCAUUUCCAAAAACAUUGAAAAUUUGAUCCAAUAUCAUUGUUAUAGACAUUAAGAGUUACGUCAAAUGUAUCUAUUAUUCAGUAUUAUUUGCACAACAACUAUUAUUUAAGGUUAGUUAAGACUUUACCUAAUAAAAAAUUAUAUUCUAAUAAUAAUAUCUGUUUAUGUACAAAAACUAAGGUCACAGAGUUAUCUUUGCAAUGAUAGCAGCAAAGUAACAAUGGUUCUAUAAUUUUUAUAUAUUUAGAUCUGAAAAUAUUUUGUAUGUUUCUACUGAAUUCAAUUUGUAUUCUGUGUAACACAUUGGAUAUAUUAAAUGUUUAUAAAAUUA